AUGACGACCACAACUGGUGGGGGGACAGGCUCCAGCCUAGCACGCGCGAUCAUCAUUGUCACAGGGGUUUCGGCUUUGGUCUCCUCACUCUUGUCCUUUGUGGUCCCGAUUUAUGCCGUAUCAUCAUGGACGAGUAUCGUGUCGCUCAAAGCGGCUCAAUUCUUGGAUCCCAUUCGCGACGUCUACGAGCCCUGGCAGGCGUUCACCAUCUACACCUUCUUCCAGCUCCUUAUCAACUUCCUUGGCGGCGAGCGCGCCGUGAUCAUCAUGGCUCACGGCCGUCCUCCUAUCUCGCAUGCCUGGCCGUUCAAUCAUCUUUUCCCAAAGAUUGACGUCUCCGACCCCCACACGUUCCUCGCCGUCAAACGCGGGAUCCUGCAGUAUGCUUGGCUGAAGCCCAUUCUGGCUAUUGCUACCGUGAUAAUGAAGGCAACGGACACAUAUCAAGAAGGUUAUAUUGGAUUGAACUCUGGAUAUCUCUGGACAGGUAUCAUAUACAACGUCAGCGUCACAGUCAGUCUCUACUCUCUCGCCAUGUUCUGGGUGUGCUUGCAUGACGAUCUCGUACCAUUCCGUCCAAUCCCCAAGUUUCUCUGCAUCAAACUCAUUAUCUUCGCCUCAUAUUGGCAAGGCUUUUUCUUGUCGAUCUUACAAUGGCUGGGCGCACUUGGCCACGUUGCUGGGUAUACCCCCGAUAACCUCGCGGCGGCCAUUCAGGACAGUCUCAUCUGCUUUGAGAUGCCAUUCUUUGCCAUGGCACAUUGGUAUGCAUUCUCGUGGCACGAUUAUGCAGACCCAACCAUCUCGGCUGCACGCUUGCCCGUGAAAUAUGCACUGCGCGAUGCGUUCGGUGGUCGGGAUCUAUUUGAAGACACCAAGCUUACACUUCGUGGAGAGAAUUACGAAUAUCGCCUCUUUGACUCGGGUGAUAAUAUCAUCCCGCACAUAGAAUCAGAGUCGCGGGUCAAGCGAGUUAUGCAUGGCAUGAGAUACGAGCGAGGCGGUAAGGCGAAAUACUGGAUCCCGAAACCGGGUGAAGUCAAUAGCCGCACGCCUUUAUUGGGUGGUGAAUCAAGUGAACGCGGUAGAAGCGAACGAGGGAGUCAAGCCUCCAGGGAGAGGUUCCGAUCUUACAGUGAGAUCGAUGAAACCGCCCUGGACGAUGAAGAUGAGCGGCUCUUUACCAAUGCUCGGGCGCUGGAGUUUGGAGAUUGGAAUUAUCCUGUAAUUACUGCCCACGUGGUACCAAGCGACCAGCGCAUACCGGCCACCAGGAGAGAUCAAGAUUCAAACCGAGGAGCAGACGUCAGAAAGGCCCGCAAGCACCGAAAAAGUCGUGCAUCAGAUGGCGGAAGUAAACGAAGUCCCAAGGCCAGCUCUAAUAAGUCUGGCCCAAGCUCAGCGGCACCUGUUCCCUUGCAGCGGAACGUCAGCUCUACCAGCUCUAGCGGCACUCGAGACGGCCAGUUAGUCGACCUCGUUGUGGAAAAUACAGAGGCUGAGGAAGAAGACCGAGCUCAAGCACAGAGAGAGCUCGGCUCUGCAUGGACGGAACCUGAAACCCGGCAUUUUGAAAGACCUUCCGGGGAGCCAAUCGAAGAAGAGGACGAGGCUGGCGAGACUAAUCAUGACGAAGAUCACCGCAAAUGGGCCUACGAGGGCUUGGAGCAAGACAAUGUAUGGGACAAGUAG
This is a messenger RNA of Penicillium bovifimosum, 1692 nucleotides long. RefSeq names its product OSTA/TMEM184 family protein. Gene Ontology annotation, biological process: transport. Gene Ontology annotation, molecular function: transporter activity. The transcript has 5 exons. Bases 1 to 1692 code for a protein of 563 amino acids. The record is from RefSeq and is a predicted model, not a curated record. NCBI's taxonomy places the organism in Eukaryota, Fungi, Ascomycota, Eurotiomycetes, Eurotiales, Aspergillaceae.